Molecule: messenger RNA, 826 nt
Organism: Rubroshorea leprosula
Lineage: Eukaryota; Viridiplantae; Streptophyta; Magnoliopsida; Malvales; Dipterocarpaceae
Source: the annotation of a GenBank genome assembly
AAUGGGAGUUUUUGGCAAUGGCCUCCUACUAGGUCUCCCCAAUUGGUACAAAUACAAAUGCAUCUCUUUGAUAUCUAUCCUCAAGAAGGAGAAAAGGAUACUGUAGUUUGGGUGCCUUCUACAUCUGGUAGCUUCAAGAUCGGACAGACUUGGCAUUGGUUGCGAAGGAGACAAGACAGGAAAAUAUGGCAUCGAUUGGUUUGGUUUUCCCAAGCUAUUCCUAAACAUAGCUUCAUUAGUUGGUUAGCUGUGCUUAAUCGACUAAGCACAAGGGCAAGGCAGAAGCAAUGGACCCCCACAAUUUCUGAUACUUGCAUCCUUUGCAAUGGCAGUCCAGAAACAAAUGAGCACCUUUUUUUUAAGUGUAGCUACACAAGACGAAUAUGGCAACAGCUUAGCUCUAUGCUUGGUAUCCCGUUUGCUGACUCUUGGCAAGUUUUAUUACAAUGGAUGGGUAAAAAACUCAGAAGGAAGUCUUUACACAAUUUGCUAAUCAAAUUAGCUUGGAAUGCAGCAAUCUACCACACAUGGUUGGAAAGAAACAGAAGGUUUCACCAGCAACUUUUUAAAGUAGAGAGCAUGAUUGUUCAAGACAUUCAAUUUGAGGUAAGGAGCAAGAUUUUGGGUUUUUCUCGGCCAAACUCUUCUCUCCUACCCAUGGGGAUUGCAUGCAAAUGGGGGCUUGAGACAAUUGUGAAACAUUAACCUUUGUAUUGUUUGUACAGUUUUAAUCAUUCUUUUUGAUAGUUUCUUUUGCUUUGUAGCAGUUUAUUAGCUGCUUUAUUGUACAGACAUUUAUAUUGGAUAAUAAGAUUUACAUUUUAUC